This is a messenger RNA of Podarcis raffonei (Aeolian wall lizard), 1024 nucleotides long. RefSeq names its product transmembrane protein 199 (gene VMA12). Gene Ontology annotation, cellular component: endomembrane system. The coding region runs from base 27 to 635 and encodes 202 amino acids. The record is from RefSeq and is a predicted model, not a curated record. NCBI's taxonomy places the organism in Eukaryota, Metazoa, Chordata, Lepidosauria, Squamata, Lacertidae. The transcript has 6 exons. Gene Ontology annotation, biological process: vacuolar proton-transporting V-type ATPase complex assembly.
GCCCACUUCAGGCCCCGAGCGGUCAUAUGACCAGCGGCACUUCCAAGAUGGCGUCCUCCCUGAAGGUGGGGCCUGCGCUGCGGGGGCUCUUGCGGGGCUCCGAGGCGCAGCGGCUGCCGGAGGAGCUGCGGGCCGAGCUGGAGGCGGCCCUGGCCGAAGAGGAGCCCCGCUUGUCCUUCCACUUCGUCCGAAAGCUCCACCGAGCGCUGCGGGAGGCGGGUUCUCAGGUAUAUCUUCAUGAACUGCUGGAAGGCAGUGAGAUCUUCCUUCCUGAAGAGAAAAAGCCUCCCAGGAAUCCAGAAUUAGUAGCCCGGUUAGAGAAGAUCAAGGCCCAGCUAGCCAACGAGGAAUACAAGAAGAUAACAAGGAACAUCAACUGCCAGGAACUGAACCGAUACGGCACUUUGGCUGACCUUGGAAGGCAAGUGAGGUCCACCAAAGCCUUGGUUGUCACCAUCGUCAACUUCCUGGUCACCGUGGGAGCCACGUUUGCCUGCACCUACCUGGGCUCCCAAUACAUCUUCGUGGAAAUGGCACCGCGUGUCCUGUCUGCCGUGGUCGUGGCCUCUGUCGUGGGCUUGGCUGAGCUCUAUGUGAUGGUUCGGAACCUGGAAGGAGAACUGGGGGAGCCAUAGCCAAGGAGCCCUUCCUGCCUGGCCUUUCUCUUGGCCUGCUCUCCCCAUCCUUGCUGCUCCCCACUCGCGGCCGGGGAGGUGGGCUCGGCCCCCAGAGGCCACCUGCAAAUCCCAGUACAAACUUCCAAGGAGGAACAGGACAUUCUCAGUGCAACUUCCUCUUGCGGCUACAGACAAGUUGGCUCCUUUUCCUUCCCCUGAGGCCUCUGUGCUGUGAAAAGCCUUUCCCCAACAGGCCUCCCUUUUCUCUGGCACAAGUAAUCUGGUGUGUUUUCAGUAGUGUUGGGUUUUUUCCCUGCAGGCCCUGAAGCUGCAAAGGGUCCAGGACUAGGGGAUAGCAACUUCACACCAACAGGAGGAGAUUUUUCCUCAUGUUUCUGUCACACCCG